AUGGUACUUUGGCGCCGGAAUUCCACGGCGGCGGCGGCGGCGCCGCCGCCGCCGCGGCCACCGAGGGGCACCUUCCUGGUGCUCAAUCUGAGUACCAACACCGUCGGGCUCGGGAACUCCAGCUAUUUCCAGUCCUUUCCCCAACUGGAGGCCACUCCCUCCGCCGCUUCCCAGGCCACUGUCGCCGGCGAUUACCCAACGGAGCACCGCCGGCGAUUACCCAGGAUUCCCAGUCACCGGGGAAGGAAGGAUGAAAACACUGGGAGGAGAGAGGAAGGCUCGUUGCCCCCUGUCGCGAAUCCGUGUUCUUCAGCGCGACAGCAGCCGGCGGCGCUCCCCCACAGCUCCGUUGUCGAAGAGACGAAGAACGCUUCCUCCGGUACGGCGCCCCCGCCGGCGUACCUGGUCAACCUUCUGGAAUUCUUCGGCUGGAUGGUGACCUCCCGCGAGGGCGGCGAAGCGAUCUACACCUCCCCGGAGGGUUCCGCGUAUUACUCCAUGGCCAAAGCUUUCGAGAAAUUCGUCGGAGAUUCUUCACAGAAAAAGGAGACAGCGCGAAGCUCGUCCCAGGCUUUUCAUGGCGGAGGCGCCGGGGUUCAUCGCCCAGACGUGGCGGAGAUUAAGCUGAACGAGCGAGAGGGCAGAAAGAACGGAGACGACGUUGAUAUAAUCUCUGUUAUAGAUGUUACAGAGCAAGCGAUACCUCGAGGAUCGCGCACAGACCAGUUGGGAGGAAGACGAGGAACCAUUGAAGAAGACGAUGGGGUUUCCUUGAAUCUUUCCGGAGAAACAGAGCACCCACCGAAGAAGGUGAACCAGGUGGAGAUCAAGGAUCAUUCUGCCUCUGAAAGGGAGAUCAAUCCGGAAAGAAAACGUGAGAGAAACUUGGUGGGCUCAUCUGUAAUGCCAGGUGGGGGUUUGGUGAAGAACGACGGGGGGAAGUUUACCUUUCUUGUCAGCGGAGAAAUGAGAUAUCGGGACAAAGUCAACCACUUUACGGGAGUCAACGAGAAAUCUGAUGACAUGGGUAUGGAACCAUCAACCAAGAGAUACUUGUGUGAGAAAGAGCAAUGUGUUCUUCCCCACAGAGGAAGAGAUACAGAGGCGGGAGUUGACCCUUGUUUCCAAGAUUUCUCCACGCUUGCGACAUAUCCUUUGACUUCCAGAAACACUGACAAGCCACAAGAUUCAACUAGCCCAGAAGCUGGAAUGCACGACGAAGUUCAACAUCUUUUCUCAAAGGAGACUCCUUUUUCAGAAGAGAUAGAUCGUGGAAUACCAAGCACCCAGAUUGAAAUGGAGAGCAGAUCAUUGAAGAAGACUGAGAGGACCAAAAGAAGGGGCUCGAAGAGAUGUCUGCGACCAAGAAAUAACCUAAUCGACUUGGUUCAUGCGAGAAGAAGGAACCCAGGAGAUGCUUCUGGUCUAAGUGGGAAGAGGAGGCAGCGAAGUGGAUGUGGUCUGACGGUGAGGAAAAAUGAGGAUGAUGCCCAGGUAGGCAUGAUUCCCCAAGGAAGAAUUACCGCAUUAUCAUGGCUGAUUGAUGCUGGAAUCCUGUUCGAAAAUGGUAUUCUGGUUCACAAAGUCAACGACAAUGGAGGCGAUCAGGUGAGGGGCUUGGCUACCAGAGACGGCAUCUGGUGCAGCUGCUGCGAGAAGACCAUGCCCCUCCUUGAGUUUGACUCCCACGCUGGUAGCGACCUCGGUCAACCAUGGUAUGAUAUUUGCCUUGCUUCUGGGAAGUCGUUGAUGCAGUGCCAGAUGGAGGCAUGGGAGAGAGAGAGGAAGCUGAGGAAGGUUGACUUUCAGACCAUUGAAGUUGGCCUGGAUCCAAGUGAUGAUUCCUGUGGGGUCUGCGCUGAUGGCGGGUACCUGAUUUGCUGCGACAGUUGCCCUUCCACCUUCCACCAGGACUGCUUACAGCUGAAGGUACGUACCUCUUUCUUUCUCUUAAACUGUCGACAUCCGUUGACUUUCCUCCUCCAUCUCAAUGAACCCCUGCUCAUUUUGGGCCCCAAUAAUUCAAGAAAAAAGUGAAAUUUGGUCGAAUAUCCAUCACACAGAAAAAAAUUGGUCAUCCUGUUGGUAUUGCUCUAAAGAAUAUUCCAAUUAUCUUGGAAUUCUGAUUUUUUUUCAUAAUCAGAAAUUAUCUGGAUAAAUGAUUAUUUUCAAAAAUUAUGUUUUUUUCUGACUUUCUUGCUGUGUACAGGCCUUGCCUGAGGGAAGGUGGCACUGUCCGUACUGUACAUGCACAUUCUGCUCCGUGUCUGAUGGAAAGAAGGAGACUUUAUCCCUGUUCACAUGCCAGCAAUGUUAUCGCAAGUGUUAGUAUAGUGAUAUUUUCUCUUUUAACUUAAUCAUUUUGCGUAUAAAUAACACGUUUGUGAUGGUUUUUGGCUCUAGAUCACUGGGAAUGCACCAGAGAAAGCCAGAUUCCUGAAAAGCUUGCAGAAUCCCUGUUGUUCUGCGGGGAAGACUGCAAGCAGGUAUCCUAUAUUUUCUUAUUUUUUGACGAGAAAAAGAGCAUGAUUGAUAUCCUCCAUCGAUCAUGGAGUCGUUGACUUUUCUUAACCCCGGAAGUGAUUUUCUGUGAUUCGUGAACUGCAGGUUGAUGCUGCAUUAUUUCGUUCCCUGGGCAUCGUGAACAAGAUCGGGGAGGGCUUAUCUUGGGUUCUGCUCAAGCGUCUCGAGGAACAGGAGGAAGUCAACUCGGAUGAGCGAGUGCUUCUCACCAUGGAAUGCAACAGGAGGCUCUCGAUGGCGCUCUUGGUCCUCAACGAGUGCUUCAUGCCUGUGGUUGACUUCAGGACUGGCGUGGACAUGAUAUCCCAUGCGGUUUUCAACUGCGGGUACUUCUGAGAUUCUCUUGUGAUCAUUAAAGCAUGCAGCCGGUGCAUUGAAAUGCAAUAAUUUUGAUCUUUUUUUUUUUUUAAAUUACAGGUCAAAUUUCAAGCGCCUGCAUUAUGCUGGGUUUUAUACGAUGAUCUUGGAGAAGGAUGACGAGAUCAUCUCAGCUGCCUCCCUGAGGUCUGUGAUUAUCCCAGCGUUGACUUGGCUUCACCAGCUCGUAGCCACACACAAGAUCAUGCAUGUUUCUGAUGCGUGAUUUUAAGGUGCUCACAGAAAUCCGUUUAAUGGCGUCAUGCAGGUUCCAUGGAAGACGUUUGGCGGAGAUGCCGUUCAUGGGAACACGGCCCAUGCACCGGAGGCAAGGCAUGUGCCGCCGCCUUCUCACUGCCAUCGAACAGGUUGACCAGCCAGCUUCUAACAGGAUCUUAUAUAAAUAGUAAAAUUCAGGUCUUCUUCUUCGAUCUGAAUUUUACUCUUUAUAGAAAAUUCGCAUUAAAAAGAUCCACCUUACAGUCGGUUGUUUCCUCCGGCAGCUUCUGUCAUCGCUGCGCGUGGAGAAGCUGAUGAUUCCUGCCGCGGGAGAGCUGCUGGAGACGUGGAUUGACUCAUUUUCCUUCGAACCCCUCGAGGAGUCGGACCGCGAAGAGAUCAGAAGCCUCAGUCUGGUGGCCUUUCCCCAGACCUUUCUGCUCAAGAAAUCCAUCCCCACCACACCAGGAGCCCAUGCAGGUAACGAUCGCGUCUUCUCCUUCCUCGUAGUCAGCGUCUUCCAUGGCGUAAUCUCGCGUUGGCGCAGAUUGUGA
This is a messenger RNA of Spirodela intermedia, 3653 nucleotides long. Lineage: Eukaryota; Viridiplantae; Streptophyta; Magnoliopsida; Alismatales; Araceae. The record is from the annotation of a GenBank genome assembly.